GCCGGCUCUCCCGAGGCCGGCGCGAUGUCCAGUGACUCCCCGUCCUUCAGCAAGCGCUCGGACGGCGCGGGGCCGGGGGACAAGGCGGGCGGCUUCGGGAAGGUGGCGGCCCUCAUGGCGCCCGCCCCAGCGGACAGGGACGCCGCCGCGGGCGGGAAGAAGCCGCCGCGUCUGCCCAAGUGUGCCCGCUGCCGUAACCACGGCUACUCCUCGCCGCUGAAGGGGCACAAGCGGUUCUGCAUGUGGCGGGACUGCCAGUGCAAGAAGUGCAGCCUGAUCGCCGAGCGGCAGCGGGUGAUGGCAGCGCAGGUUGCGCUGAGAAGGCAGCAAGCUCAGGAAGAGGAGCUGGGAAUCAGCCACCCAGUGCCCCUGCCCAGUGCUCCUGAGACGUUCGUGAAGAAGAACAGUGGUGGCAGCUCUUGUCUCUUGCUGGAAAGCAGCAACCCUGCGCACUCUACAAGUACAUCCAUGACAGCAGGUAGCACACCAUCAGAGGGGCGGAUGCUCAUUCAGGACAUCCCUUCCAUUCCCAGCAGAGGGCACUUGGAGAGCACGUCUGAUUUGGUUGUGGACUCCACCUACUACAGCAGUUUUUACCAGCCGUCCCUGUAUCCUUACUAUAACAACCUGUACAACUACUCCCAGUACCAAAUGGCAGUGGCCAGUGAGCCCUCCUCAAGUGAGAAUGGGAGUACAAUUGUAGGGUCGGCCAUGAAAAACAGCCUUCGAAGCCUCCCACCAACUUACAUGCCAAGCCAGUCGGGAAAACAGUGGCAGGUGAAGGGAAUGGAGAGCCGCCAUGCCGUCAGCUCCCAGUACCGCAUGUGCUCCUACUACCCACCCGCCUCCUACCUGGGGCAGGGUGUUGGUGCUCCCACAUGCCUCCCCCAGAUCCUGACCUCUGAGGACGUACCCUCCUACUCGGAGUCAAAAGUGAGAGUGUUUUCGCCGCCCAGCAGCCAGGACUCCGGCCUGGGGUGCCUGUCCAGCAGCGAGAGCACCAAGGGAGACCUGGAGUGUGAGCCCCCCCAGGAGCCCGGCGCCUUCGCGGUGAGCCCCGUCCUGGAGGGCGGCGAGUAGAGAGAGGCACGGCACGGCACGGCACGGCCCUCGCCUGGGGCAGGGCAGUGCAGCGCAGCAGCGUUCACGGUUUGCUUGUUCUGCUUGGGGGUUAUGGGGGGCGGGCAGGGGGGGGGCGUUUGGUUUCUUCUUUCCAGGUGCGGGGCGGGAUGCAGCCCGGGGGCCAGACAGACGGAGGGAUGGACGGGCUCCCCGCCGCAGGGACGCCGGUGCCGUUUUGUCUGCCGUCGGGGCGAAGGCAGAGGCGAGGAGAGCGUCGCUGAAAUGGGGGCAGGGGCUUGGAGGGAGCGGGAUCACAGGGAACCGGUGUCCUGCGGCCGCCUCUCCUCCCGCAGGGGCCGGGACUCGGGGUGCUGAUAACCCAUCUCCGGGAAACACCAUCCCAUUAUGUGUAGUUUUGAUGGUUCCUCAUGGGCUAACGCUGCGGCUCGGCUCCGGGCGUUUCCUUCUCAUGUCGCCAAAUUAACAUAUUUUGCAUAUUACAGUUGAGUGCCUUGCCUUAGAUGGCAAUCUAAACUGCGAGUAAAUAAGUCUCUUAAAAGUUACUGAGAAUUUCCGUGUUUGUUACUUUGUUAAAAAUGGCUUAGGGUCUUCUUUUCUUGUGUUACAGAAGCCAACCCGAAAUGAAACUAGUCUAGAAAAAUUCAUUGUUCUCUGUAGUUGCGGCUGUACCUGAAAUAAAAAUGUUAUUGAUGACUG
This is a messenger RNA of Neopsephotus bourkii (Bourke's parrot), 1779 nucleotides long. RefSeq names its product doublesex and mab-3 related transcription factor 1 (gene DMRT1). Gene Ontology annotation, molecular function: RNA polymerase II cis-regulatory region sequence-specific DNA binding; DNA-binding transcription factor activity, RNA polymerase II-specific. The record is from RefSeq and is a predicted model, not a curated record. Gene Ontology annotation, biological process: sex differentiation; regulation of transcription by RNA polymerase II. The transcript has 5 exons. Lineage: Eukaryota; Metazoa; Chordata; Aves; Psittaciformes; Psittacidae. The coding region runs from base 25 to 1080 and encodes 351 amino acids. Gene Ontology annotation, cellular component: nucleus.